GGAGGACUGCGCGCGCUGCUGUCCGUGCACUGGUGUUGCAAGCGUUGGAGUCAGGUUGAUAGCAGAGCAUGGCCCAGCAUAAGUCGUUAUUCGCAAACGUGAAGCACAGCUACACGUCUGGUGAUGACACGGAGGGAGAAGCUCGUGAGGAUCAGGAGCAAAACAAAAAGCUGGCAGAUACCAUCGAACUUCUCUUAGCUGCUGGCUAUUUUAGAGCUCGAAUAAAGGGACUAACUCCUUUUGACAAGAUUGUAGGUGGAAUGACGUGGUGCAUAGUUACGUGUAGUGUUGAUUUGGACAUUGAUUUACUGUUUCAAGAGAAUGCAACUAUUGGCCAGAAGAUUGCACUGACUGAGAAGAUUGUAGCUGUUUUACCACAAAUGAAAUGUCCCCAUCGGAUUGAACCUCACCAAAUUCAAGGCCUAGAUUUUAUUAAUAUCUACCCAGUUGUACAGUGGCUAGUACGUCGAGCAAUUGAGACACGAGAGGAGAUGGGAGAUACAAUUCGGAUGUUUUCUGAGUCACAAUUUAAUAAAUCACACUCACUACCACAGGAUGAGGAAUUUAUUGCUAAGUUGAAAAAGGCAGCGUUAGCAGUGGGAGUUGUUCAGUUGGCUUACAAACCUCAACGGAAAUACAAACGACCUUCAGCCACUGAUGAUAAUGAUGAAGAAAUACAAAUUCAUAGCACACUCUUAGAGUAUGGGCGUCGUUAUGGAAUUGGAAGGCAGCCGCCCAGUGAUAAGGAUACUGAAACAGCUGCUAAGAAGAAGGCACUGGCAGCUGGACUUGCAGGAAGAACUGUUAGUGAUGACCAUAAUGAACAAGCAGCUGAAGAGAGGCGUAUUGCAAGUCUGAUGAGUGGAAUGGCAGUCAUGGAAGGAGAUGAGAGGCUCUCAUCGAAAGCAGUGGCAUCCAUUGUUGGUCAACAGUCAGACCAAAUUCAGCUUAUGGCAUCUGAAUAUGAAAGCAAGAGAGCUGAAUUGGAUGAAGCAGACAUUUCAACUGGCAGUCAGGCACAUUCCCGUAUGGUCAGUUCUUUGGACAAACAGAUUACCAAUUAUGAAAAACGCCUUGCUGAAGUUUCUAUUCAACAUGAAAAAAUGCAGAAGUUGUACAAAGAAGGCAAAAAAAGGCUACAAGAGGCUCGUGACUACAGCGAACAAAUUGCCACUGAAAUGAAGCAAUUGAAUGCAAUGGAAACAGAUGAGAACAGAGAGGUGCUACAACAAUUGAGGAAUUUAGUAGCUAUGAAUGAAAGUCUAAAACAACAAGAAAAGCAUUUUAAGGCUCAUUGCAAGGAAGAGAUGAGUAGGUUGCAAAAAGAAAUUCAGAGGUUAGAGUCUGGUGAUGACUUUGGAGAUCCAGAAGAAAGGCAACGGUUGGAGAUGAUAAGCAGUCAGUAUGAAGUAGACAGAGCCAAAUUUCAGAAAAUAAGGCUUCUACUUGCAAGAAGAAACAGAGAGAUUGCACUUCUGCAGCGCAAGAUUGAUGAAGUACCAUCACGAACAGAACUAAACCAAUACCAAAGAAGAUUUAUUGAACUGUUUAAUCAAAUGGCUGCAACACUGACUGAAACCAAGAAGUUCUACACUUUGUAUAAUACCUUGGAUGACAAAAAGCUCUACUUACAGAAAGAAGUUAGUUUGCUGAACUCAAUUCACGACAACUUCCACACUGCUAUGUCAUCUGCUGCCAAUAAGGAGCAGUUUCUCAAGCAAUUUGAAGUGAUUGUGGAGGGAAUUAAACAAAACAAAGCUAAAGUUGAAGAAAGAAAAGUGAAGGAAAGAGCAAGGCGAGAUGAAUUGCAAGACUCCUAUACACAGCUACAACAGCAGCAACGACAAUACUACAAGAUGGUGAGAGACUUCCAAGAGGAAUGCAGCAAAAAUGAGAUGUUGGUGGCAAAACUGAAAGCACGUCAAACAAGCACAAAAUAGUGCAAAGAACAUUCACACAAUCUUGACAAUUAUUGUUAAACCUUGUUUCUGUUUUGUAAGCUACAUAUAAUUCAUUGCUAUGUCUGUUGA
Molecule: messenger RNA, 2030 nt
Organism: Corticium candelabrum
Lineage: Eukaryota; Metazoa; Porifera; Homoscleromorpha; Homosclerophorida; Plakinidae
Product: coiled-coil domain-containing protein 93-like
Exons: 21
Coding region: 69-1940 (623 amino acids)
Biological process (GO): Golgi to plasma membrane transport
Source: RefSeq, a predicted model, not a curated record